Messenger RNA from Cynara cardunculus var. scolymus (artichoke), 1833 nucleotides. Its product is annotated as UDP-glucose 6-dehydrogenase 3. The transcript has 2 exons. NCBI's taxonomy places the organism in Eukaryota, Viridiplantae, Streptophyta, Magnoliopsida, Asterales, Asteraceae. The record is from RefSeq and is a predicted model, not a curated record. Gene Ontology annotation, molecular function: NAD binding; UDP-glucose 6-dehydrogenase activity. Gene Ontology annotation, cellular component: nucleus; cytosol. Gene Ontology annotation, biological process: glycosaminoglycan biosynthetic process. The coding region runs from base 119 to 1561 and encodes 480 amino acids.
AUCUAUCGCAUAUUCUUCUUCUAAAAUCAACGCGCAAACACACCGUCUCUCCCUUCCUCCCUGUGGUCUAAACAGCAGCUAGCGAUCAAAUUGAAUCCCGUUGAAGGAACACAAUAAAAUGGUGAAGAUCUGCUGCAUUGGAGCUGGGUAUGUUGGGGGGCCAACUAUGGCUGUCAUAGCCCUCAAAUGUCCCGAUAUCGAAGUCGCCGUGGUUGAUAUUUCUGUGCCUCGUAUCACAGCAUGGAAUAGCGACCAGCUCCCCAUCUACGAGCCAGGCCUUGAAGACGUCGUGAAGCAAUGCAGAGGCAAGAACCUCUUCUUCAGCACAGAUGUGGAGAGGCACGUAUACGAGGCCGAUAUAGUCUUUGUUUCGGUCAAUACCCCAACCAAGACUCGAGGUCUUGGUGCUGGAAAAGCUGCAGAUCUAACAUACUGGGAAAGUGCUGCUCGUAUGAUCGCUGAUGUUUCCAAAUCAGAUAAAAUUGUAGUUGAGAAAUCAACCGUCCCUGUUAAAACAGCCGAGGCGAUUGAAAAGAUUCUGACCCAUAACAGCAACGGAAUUAACUUCCAGAUUCUUUCCAACCCAGAAUUUCUCGCCGAGGGAACUGCUAUCGAAGAUCUUUUCAAACCCGAUCGAGUCCUCAUUGGUGGCCGGGAAACCCCAGAAGGCCAAAAAGCAAUCAAAACAUUGAAGGAUGUUUACGCUCAUUGGGUCCCGGAAGAAAACAUCAUCACGACCAAUCUAUGGUCUGCUGAGCUCUCGAAACUUGCUGCCAAUGCCUUCUUGGCACAGAGAAUCUCUUCCGUUAAUGCGAUGUCAGCUCUCUGCGAAGCAACCGGUGCAAAUGUUAGUGAGGUUUCAUAUGCCGUUGGUAAGGACACGAGAAUCGGUCCAAAGUUCUUAAAUUCCAGUGUCGGAUUUGGCGGUUCUUGCUUCCAGAAAGACAUUCUGAACUUGGUCUACAUCUGCGAAUGCAACGGCCUCCCUGAAGUAGCAGAAUACUGGAGACAAGUCAUCAAGAUCAACGACUACCAAAAAUCCCGUUUUGUAAACCGUGUUGUAGCUUCAAUGUUCAACACUGUUUCAAACAAGAAGAUCGCCAUCCUUGGUUUCGCCUUCAAGAAAGACACAGGCGAUACCCGAGAAACCCCAGCCAUCGACGUUUGCAAGGGUUUGUUGGGUGAUAAGGCCCGUUUAAGCAUCUACGAUCCACAAGUCACCGAAGAUCAGAUCCAACGAGAUCUUUCUAUGAACAAAUUCGAUUGGGACCAUCCUCUACACCUUCAACCAAUGAGCCCGACAACCGUGAAACAAGUGAGCGUUGUUUGGGACGCUUAUGCAGCCGCCAAGGACUCCCAUGCGGUUUGUAUCCUAACCGAGUGGAACGAGUUUAAAACCUUGGAUUUCCAAAGGAUAUACGACAACAUGCAGAAACCCGCGUUUGUGUUCGAUGGAAGGAACGUUGUCGAUAUCGAAAAACUACGGGAGAUCGGUUUCAUCGUUUACUCGAUCGGGAAACCCUUGGAUGGUUGGCUCAAGGACAUGCCUGCUGUGGCCUAAAUCAUCAAUAUCAUCUAAUUGGUAACACACUUGCUCUACUUGAUUCAUUGCUUUCUUACUAUACUAUUACUAGCUACUAUGAUUUGGGUCACAUUCCCUUUGCAUUUGAUCUUUUAUUAUACAUUCUAUUCAAACAAAUGGUUCCUAAGAUAGUGUUAGGAAUUCCAAAAAGCAAUUGCAUUAUUAGGUAUCUUCUAUGUAUCCAUGGGAUCUUGUUGAUGUUAUCUUUUACCAAAAAUAGAAAUAAAUAAACAGUUUUUCUUUUUUCUUUU